Molecule: messenger RNA, 246 nt
Organism: Cylicocyclus nassatus
Lineage: Eukaryota; Metazoa; Nematoda; Chromadorea; Rhabditida; Strongylidae
Source: the annotation of a GenBank genome assembly
AUGGAAGCGAGCAAAGGAGCUCAGCCAUCGGAGGAGCACAUGGACACAGAAAACGUGCCGGCAGCCAUCCAAGACUUCAAAAAGAAGGGAGGUGAAGUAGAAAAAGUCAAGCAAGCCCCAGCAGCACAAUCCAAAUCUAAGGCGGAUUGGAGCGCAGUGCAAACAAAACUUGAACAACUGUGUGUCGGUAUUACCCAGUUCGCAUUCAAGGGACAGGGACGUGGAACUAAGAGGUCAGCAAAAUGA